Molecule: messenger RNA, 3047 nt
Organism: Sorex araneus (European shrew)
Lineage: Eukaryota; Metazoa; Chordata; Mammalia; Eulipotyphla; Soricidae
Gene: SKP2
Product: S-phase kinase associated protein 2
Exons: 10
Coding region: 188-1450 (420 amino acids)
Molecular function (GO): protein binding
Source: RefSeq, a predicted model, not a curated record
CGGAGGAGAGCGGGGAAGGAAAGUCGUGCGCGCGCCGGGAGGAUGGAACGUUAUUAGAGUUGGCGGGUCUGGCUGCUGGGGUCGGAUCCCAAGCUGCGAGCCUCCGCGCGCCAAAGCGGGGAUCUGGAAAGCAAGGCAGUUCUGCAAUUUAAUGCACGCGUCUCGGAGCCCCUAACUUGCAGCCGCCAUGCACAGGAAACACCUACAGGAGAUUCCCGACCAGAGUAGCAACGUUGCCACGAGCUUUACGUGGGGAUGGGACUCUGGCAAGACUUCUGAACUUUUGUCAGGCAUGGGGGUCUCUGCCCUGGAGAAGGAGGAGGUGGACAGUGAGAACAUCCCCCAAGAACUGCUCUCAAACCUGAGUCCUCCCCCAAAACGGCAGAAGAGCAAAGGGAAUGAUAAGGACUUUGUGAUCGUUCGCAGACCUAAGCUAAAUCGAGAGAGUUUUUCAGGCGUGUCGUGGGACUCCCUCCCAGACGAGCUGCUCCUGGGAAUCUUCUCCUGUCUCUGUCUCCCCGAACUGCUGAAGAUCUCCAGCGUUUGCAAGAGGUGGUAUCACCUGGCGUUCGACGAGUCUCUGUGGCAGACCUUGGACCUCUCUGGUAAAAACCUGCACCCCGAUGUGGCUGGUCAGCUGCUGUCCCGGGGCGUGGUGGCCUUCCGCUGCCCUCGAUCAUUUAUGGACCAACCACUAGUUGAGAACUUCAGCCCCUUCCGCGUGCAGCACAUGGACCUGUCCAACUCCGUCAUCGAAGUGUCCGCCCUGCUCGGCCUGCUGUCUCAGUGCUUCAAGCUACAGAACCUCAGCCUGGAAGGCCUGCGGCUGUCGGACGCUGUGGUCAAUAAUCUGGCACAGAAUUCAAACUUGCUGCGAUUAAACCUUUCUGGGUGUUCUGGAUUCUCUGAGUUUGCCUUGAAGACGUUGCUGAACAGCUGCUGCAGGCUGGACGAGCUGAACCUCUCCUGGUGCUUCGACUUCACGGAGAAGCACGUGCAAGUGGCGGUGGCACACGUGUCCGAGACCAUCACCCAGCUGAACCUCAGUGGCUACCGGAAGAACCUCUCGAGAGCAGAUCUCUCUACCUUAGUUGGAAGAUGCCCCAAUCUUGUCCACCUGGACUUAAGUGACAGCGUCAUGCUGAAGAACGACUGCUUUGAGGAAUUCUACCACCUCAACUACCUCCAACAUCUGUCACUCAGCCGGUGCUAUGAUAUAAUACCCGAAACUUUACUUGAACUUGGAGAAAUUCCCACACUAAAAACACUACAAGUCUUUGGAAUCGUGCCGGAUGGUACCCUUCAGCUGUUAAAGGAAGCCCUUCCUCACCUCCAGAUUAAUGGCUCCCAUUUCACCACCAUUGCCAGGCCAACCAUUAGCAACACAAAGAACCAGGAGAUGUGGGGCAUCAAAUGUCGGCUGACACUUCAAAAGCCCAGUUGUCUAUGAAGUAUUUAUUCCUGAAUGACAACUCCUCCUUGGAACAGGGAAAUAGGCAGGAAGCCCAUUAGUUGGAGCACUCUACUAUUUUUACUCUUGAUUUCUCCUUUGCCUUCUUCAUUCUCUAAGUAUAUCUGAAAACCCCUUAAGAGAGAGAAUGAUGAUGUAUGGCCUUCUUUCAAUGACUGUAAGAGCUGUCACUGCUCUAUUUUUAUAAGCCUAAGUUCUCAGUUUUGUGAAAUUUUAGGAAAGAAGCAAGCUUGUAAUUUUGAGUCCUUAAAGAGAAGAUUUUGAGCCACCUCUUCCAAGUGCCCUUCUUGUCAGAUCUAUUUUGAAUCAAGCUUACAAAUUAUCAGGCAAUCUUCUUUCUAGCCUCUAAGUUUUCUUCUAUUUAAUCUUUCACUAUUUCUUUGUGAAACAUAAAUUGGAAGAAGAAUAAGCUAUUUGUCUCGAGUUCAACAGUGGCAGUUAAAGCACUCUCUUCUGGGGAUAGAAGAAUAUUUGCCUUUAGAUAUGAAAUUAGAUUAAUGGACACAACCCUCAUGAGUCAUCUUAAAACUCAAAUUGAAAGCCAAAAAAUUCUUAGUAUGAAAUUUGUAAAGAAUUUGAAGACCCCAGAAAUAAUUUUCUGUGACAGGUAUAAGGAUCUCUAAUGCACAUUAAUAAAAUAGCUUUUAAUGUUCUGUUUUCCCAGAUUUCCUAAAUUAGCAAAGGGAAUGCUAUUGUGGUCUUAAAACUUUUUAAUCAUCUUAUGUUAAUAUGCAUUUUUUAGCUUUUAAAAGGACUUGCUUUUAGAAAGUUGGUAUAAUCAGGCAGUUUUCAUGUUGAAAUGCUGAAGUUUUCUCUUUAUUGCUGAGUUAUUAAGGUUAUUUUUAUAUUACUCAGAAUCAAGCAUUUGAAAUAGUAUUUUAUUUUUUAAUGGUCUUCCGUAAUAAUUUCUUGAAACCCCAUUUUAUUAGGUUAUUAGACCGGUUUCCUAAAACUUCAUGCUUUUUUUUCUGUCAGAAAUAUACACAUGCCUGUGCAAUUUCAGAGACAUAAUCAUAGUGUGCACCUGUAUAAAAGUUAAGACUGGGAUGUUGCACCUCCUGAUGACAUCAGUGAAAAUUUUUCUAUGGUACAUAGAAGCAAAAAGAUUACAUUCUGCUUUACCAAAAACAACAACAAAAAAAUAGAAUAAAACCCACAAACACUAGUUUCUUGUUUAAACUGAUGACCUCUGCAUAAAGCAAAUAUUUCUAGUAGCAUUUCAUAAAAGUAUUCCUAAAAAUCAGAUUUCUUAGAUGUUAGAAAUUAUGAUAUGAAGUGCCCUUAUCUGCUCAGAUCUAAAUAAGAACAUUUUAUAGUACUGUGAUACGGGAAAUGAUUAUGUUUCAAUGUCAUGGUCGUUCAGAGUGCUAAAUACUACUUGAAAUUGUUGUUUACAAAUAGUGACAAGGGCUCACCAUGGGAUCCGGUUGGACUCCUGACUUCCGGAUGCCCCGGUGUACACAGUACUUCUCAACUCCAGUCCAGCCAUAAGCUAUUUUGCCAACAUGUCAGUGAUCAGUAUUUUUUUAUGUGAUUUCUACUUUUAUAGACUUGUUUAAAAAUAAAACUUUUUUGU